Molecule: messenger RNA, 4895 nt
Organism: Coregonus sp. 'balchen'
Lineage: Eukaryota; Metazoa; Chordata; Actinopteri; Salmoniformes; Salmonidae
Source: the annotation of a GenBank genome assembly
UGCCAUGCAGGACUCGUGGAUGAGCCCAGAUGAUGAGGGAAGUGCAGCUGUGGAGUUCAUCGUACUCAGGAGACAGGUAAGCAGGCUAUUAAAUCCUAUCGCGGGUGAAAAGAGACAAUGAUGAGCUACUGUCGCCUACCAUUGAACGUCUGACUGAUAUGUUAUGAUACCAACGCCUUACUAACGUCUGCUUGAUACCUGCAUCUAAAAACUAGUCUACAUUAUAGGAUAAUGCUAAAUCAAUAUAAUAUAAAUUGACGAGGAAAGUUAAGGGGACGAUAUAGAGACAGCUGUGAUAUAGGGCUAUAUGAAGAUGAAAUUGACAACCAUUUGAAAAUAGAAACACAUGCACGCAAACUGUCCAUAGCCUAUCAGCCGUUGAUCAAUUUUAAUGAAGCAGUGGGUGGUUAUGUUGACACUAGGCCUACAUUUUUAUUUGUGUGUAAAUGUAUUUAUCUAAAUCUGUGCAACCACAUUGAUAAGGGUAGCCUAAACUUUGGCGGAUAUUUCACUGUUCUUUGUCAUUCACGCAUCUCGACUGGCAACUUGCCUAUCUCUCCCUCUCUCUAGCUCUUAAAUGAGUAGACAUUGAACAGCUGUGUGUGUGUGUGUGUGUGUGUGUGUCUGUCAUAUAUAUACACUGCUCAAAAAAAUAAAGGGAACACUAAAAUAACACAUCCUAGAUCUGAAUGAAUGAAAUAAUCUUAUUAAAUACUUUUUUCUUUACAUAGUUGAAUGUGCUGACAACAAAAUCACACAAAAAUUAUCAUUGGAAAUCAAAUUUAUCAACCCAUGGAGGUCUGGAUUUGGAGUCACCCUCAAAAUUUAAGUGGAAAACCACACUACAGGCUGAUCCAACUUUGAUGUAAUGUCCUUAAAACAAGUCAAAAUGAGGCUCAGUAGUGUGUGUGGCCUCCACGUGCCUGUAUGACCUCCCUACAACGCCUGGGCAUGCUCCUGAUGAGGUGGCGGAUGGUCUCCUGAGGGAUCUCCUCCCAGACCUGGACUAAAGCAUCCGCCAACUCCUGGACAGUCUGUGGUGCAACGUGGCGUUGGUGGAUGAAGCGAGACAUGAUGUCCCAGAUGUGCUCAAUUGGAUUCAGGUCUGGGGAACGGGCGGGCCAGUCCAUAGCAUCAAUGCCUUCCUCUUGCAGGAACUGCUGACACACUCCAGCCACAUGAGGUCUAGCAUUGUCUUGCAUUAGGAGGAACCCAGGGCCAACCGCACCAGCAUAUGGUCUCACAAGGGGUCUGAGGAUCUCAUCUCGGUACCUAAUGGCAGUCAGGCUACCUCUGGCGAGCACAUGGAGGGCUGUGCGGCCCCCCAAAGAAAUGCCACCCCACACCAUGACCGACCCACCGCCAAACCGGUCAUGCUGGAGGAUGUUGCAGGCAGCAGAACAUUCUCCACGGCAUCUCCAGACUCUGUCACGUCUGUCACGUGCUCAGUGUGAACCUGCUUUCAUCUGUGAAGAGCACAGGGCGCCAGUGGCGAAUUUGCCAAUCUUGGUGUUCUCUGGCAAAUGCCAAAUGUCCUGCACGGUGUUGGGCUGUAAGCACAACCCCCACCUGUGGACGUCGGGCCCUCAUACCACCCUCAUGGAGUCUGUUUCUGACCGUUUGAGCAGACACAUGCACAUUUGUGGCCUGCUGGAGGUCAUUUUGCAGGGCUCUGGCAGUGCUCCUCCUUGCACAAAGGCGGAGGUAGCGGUCCUGCUGCUGGGUUGUUGCCCUCCUACGGCCUCCUCCACAUCUCCUGAUGUACUGGCCUGUCUCCUGGUAGCGCCUCCAUGCUCUGGACACUACGCUGACAGACACAGCAAACCUUCUUGCCACAGCUCGCAUUGAUGUGCCAUCCUGGAUGAGCUGCACUACCUGAGCCACUUGUGUGGGUUGUAGACUCCGUCUCAUGCUACCACUAGAGUGAAAGCACCGCCAGCAUUCAAAAGUGACCAAAACAUCAGCCAGGAAGCAUAGGAACUGAGAAGUGGUCUGUGGUCACCACAUGCAAAACCAGUCCUUUAUUGGGGGUGUCUUGCUAAUUGCCUAUAAUUUCCACCUGUUGUCUAUUCCAUUUGCACAACAGCAUGUGAAAUUUAUUGUCAAUCAGUGUUGCUUCCUACAUGGACAGUUUGAUUUCACAGAAGUGUGAUUGACUUGGAGUUACAUUGUGUUGUUUAAAUGUUCCCUUUAUUUUUUUGAGCAGUGUAUAUAUAUAUAUAUAUACUGAACAAAAAUAUAAACUCAACAAUUUAAAAGAUUUGACUGAGUUACAGUUCAUAUAAGGAAAUCAGUCAACUGAAAUAAAUUCAUUAGGCCCUAAUCUAUGGCUUUCCCAUGACUGGGAAUACAGUUAUGCAUCUGUUGGUCACAUAAAAAGGUAGCGGGUGGAUCAGAAAACCAGUCAGUAUCUGGUGUGACCACCAUUUGUCUCAUGCAGCAUGACGCAUCUCCUUUGCAUAGAGUUGAUCAGGCAGUUGAUUGUGGCCUGUGGAAUGUUGUCCCACUCCUCUUCAAUGGCUGUGCAAAGUUGCUGGAUAAUGGCGGGAACUGGAACAUGCUGUUGUACACGUCGAUCCAGAUCAUCCCAAACAUGCUCAAUGGGUGACAUGUCUGGCGAGUAUACAGGCCAUGGAAGAACUGGGACAUUUUCAGCUUACAAAGAAUUGUGUGCAGAUCCUUGCGACAUGGGGCUGUGCAUUAUCAUGGUGAAACAUGAGGUAAUGGCGGCAGAUGAAUGGCACAACAAUGGGCCUCAGGAUCGCCAUACACGUGGCCUGCAGUUGUGACGCCGGUUGGACGUACUGCCAAAUUCUCUAAAAUUACAUUGGCGGCGGCUUAUGGUAGAGAAAUUACCAUUUAAUUAUCUGGCAAAAGCUCUGGUGGACAUUCCUGCAGUCAGCAUGUCAAUUGCUCGCUCCCUCAAACGUUGAGACAUCUGUGGCAUUGUGUUCUGUGACACAACUGCACAUUUUAGUGGCCUUUUAUUGUCCCCAGCACAAGGUGCACCUGUGUAAUGAUCAUGCUGUUUAAUCAUCUUAUUGAUAUGCCACACCUGUCAGGUGGAUUAUCUUGGCAAAUGAGAAAUGCUCACUAACAGGGAUGUAAACAAAUUUGUUCACAGAAUUUGAGAGAAAUAAGCUUUUUGUGCAUAUGGAACAUUUCUGGGAUCUUUUAUUUCAGCUCAUGAAAUAUGGGACCAGCACUUUACAUGUUGCGUUUAUAUUUUUGUUCGGUGUAGUUUGAAACUUAUUUCGAGCAAUUUAAAAAGCAUUGAUCGAUCCUCUUGCUUGCUGAAUUGCUAUAAAAUAGGUUACAGUGUUGGCAAUGAACUGGCGGGGAAGUUUGAAGGGCGAGAGUGACAUGUAGCUCUAGUGUGAUGUAAUCACAUUGGCUAAAUGUAAUACAUUGCUGCACUGAUGCAUUGUAAAUAAAAUAAAACGGGCAGAGAAAUUAAUUUAUUUAUUCUUUCACACCACAAACCUGUCAGUGGCAGUGCGCUGACUGUCAGUGGCAGGCUACCCUGUAUUUUAUGUCAUAUUAAAAAGAUUCUGCUAAUGUAUACAGUCAUAAAAUGUAGUAGGCUAGAAAUUGCAUCAAAUAUGUUUAUAUAGGCCUAUAUUAAUUAAUGACAGUAUCUUAUGGCGCUAGUAAGACGUUAGGGGACUUGGUGAGAGACAUCAGUAGCGUCUUUAGGCUUAAUUUAGGCCUGUAUCGCUCGCGAUAAACCCCUUUACUGUUAGUGCGGCCUUACGCUUUGGUUCCGUCUAUGCCGUCAUGAUAGUGUAGCCUGUGUACAACCAGUAGAUGGAGCCAGAAACCAUAACUUCAAUAUUUUCUUCUGGCCGUUGUUGAGUCACUAAUGUUGCUUGUGUUAUGGAUACUUGUAUGUUGCAUUUCUGUAAGUUGUCCUUUCUUCUCAUGCUCAGAAAUCGAGGCCAUCUUUACACUAUGGCAAAUGUGUAAAAACCAAAAUAAUCGGUCACUUACAGUAUAACAGAUCAGCGCCUUUCUCUCUCGUGUCUAGGUGGUGAAGAUGAGUCGUCGUCUGGCGGGUCUGGAGAGGCAGAACGCUGAACGCAGACAGACUGAGCUGGUGCUCUUCUCCCUGUUCCUUUCUGCCUGCCUGCUCAACGGAUGGCUCUGGAUACGCAGAUAACAGACACGCGUCACUCAAACAGCCCACUCAUCUGCACUACAACCCUUGGUCCGCUCCAACCAGCUACUUUGCUCAGCUCUGCAUUCCACAUCCACUCAGCUGGGUAGUUUGUCAGUGCAUUUAUUCAUACACACGUUGGUGUUAGAUUCUGAGCACGUAUAGAUCGAAAUGGCCCAUCUCCUUUCUUUUAAGGCCAGGGGAGGAGGAAAGGAAGCAAUUUGGACCACUUAAGUAGGGCCUUGACUAUGAGGAUAAAAUGAAGGUGUUGAGAGUUAGAUGUGGACAAAUAUGGACUAAGUUUAUUGUGAAGGUGGAUGCCGGCAUAUUUCAACAUUAUCAGGGAUUGAUCCAUGUCAUGUUUGCAUAAAGGAUUGGCCAUCUCUGUGACUUGAACAGCUAAUGCUUACCACGGCUGGAGGUGGUGAUAGGAAAUGAUAGUGUUACUGCUGAGGCUCUUCUAUAUUCUUGUUGCUAAGUUGGAUAAUCAGAUUCACGUCAUAGGUCUGUCAAAACACAGCUUAUGUAAACUUUUAACAUUUCAAUCUAGUUGGUAACCACUGGUGGUGGAAUGCCAUGGGUCAGUUGGUAACUGGUCCAAAGUGUCUAGUAUACUAUUAUGGUGUGAUUUACUUGGAACUCUUCAGACUUAAAGAAGCCUAAAUUGUAAUCCGUUUCAGACAGUACAUAGGUAAUAAGGUCCUUCCGUAAGGCCUAAUUUAAUCAAGACUUUAGUAAG